GCGGAAUGACUGAUCCGUAGACUUUCGCAAGCGUCGAUUCUUUACCGAUUUUCGGUUCCACAAAAUCUGCAACUUGAAGCUUUUUCGAGUACUUCCCGUAUUUACCCAUUUUGUUCACAUCGACAAUGGCCAAACAGGAACAAACCCCUGAAGGAAACUUAAUCACGCGCGAUGGCGAUCAGAUCAUUGAAUCCAACUGGAACGAGGUUACGGAGACGUUCGACGACAUGCAGCUGAAGCAGAAUCUGCUGCGCGGCGUGUACGCGUACGGUUUCGAGAAGCCCUCGGCCAUUCAGCAGCGGGCCAUCAUGCCCUGCUUGAAAGGACGCGACGUGAUCGCACAGGCCCAGUCCGGGACGGGCAAGACGGCCACGUUCGCCAUCUCCAUCCUUCAGAACAUUGACACGGCCAACCCGGAGUGCCAGGCCAUGGUGCUGGCCCCCACCAGAGAACUCGCGCAGCAGAUCCAGAAGGUGGUACUGGCGCUGGGCGACUACCUGGGCGUGCAGUGUCACGCCUGCAUCGGCGGCACCAACGUGCAGAACGACGUGGUGAAGCUGGACAAGGGCCAGCACGUGGUGGUGGGCACGCCCGGUCGCGUCUACGACAUGAUCUCACGGAGAGCGCUGCGCGUCAACGCUCUGAAGAUGUUCGUCCUGGAUGAGGCGGAUGAAAUGUUAUCACGCGGCUUCAAAGAGCAGAUUUAUGACGUUUUCAAGAAUCUUCCCGGAAACGUCCAGGUGGUGUUGCUGAGUGCCACCAUGCCACCGGAAGUGCUGGAGGUGACGAAGAGCUUCAUGCGCGAUCCCAUUCGCAUCUUGGUGAAGAAGGAGGAGCUGACGCUGGAGGGUAUCCGUCAGUUCUUCAUCAACGUCGACCGCGAGGACUGGAAGUUUGAGACGCUGUGUGAUUUGUACUCGACCGUCUCCAUUGCUCAGAGUAUUAUCUUUUGUAAUACUCGGCGAAAGGUGGACUUCCUCACUAAGCAGAUGGGCGCCAAGGACCACACGGUCAGCAGCAUGCACGCGGACAUGAGCCAGGCGGAGCGGGAGGUGAUCAUGCGCGAGUUCCGCAGCGGAUCCAGCCGCGUCCUCAUCACCACGGACCUGCUGGCCCGCGGCAUUGACGUCCAGCAGGUCAGCCUGGUCAUCAACUACGAUCUGCCCAACAACCGCGAGAACUACAUUCAUCGUAUCGGUCGUGGUGGGCGUUUCGGGCGCAAGGGCUGCGCCAUCAACUUUGUCACCAAAGACGACUUCCGUCUGCUGAAGGAUAUCGAGCAGUACUACAACACCAAGAUCGAGGAGAUGCCCAGCAACAUUGCCGAUUUGCUGUGAUCUGACUUUCCUUGAGAGAGAGAGAGACGGUUGGCUCCCUGACUGGACGAUGAGGCGGUUCGGCGUUGCGGAUGUGUGUUUUUUGGCGGGUGGCGUUGAUGACGCGGCCGUCAGACAGACAGACGCAUGGUUUAACGUUUCUUGGUAAUUUUCUUCUUUUUUUGAUGACGGGUACCUUAAUUUAGUGUCAGUGGCGCGGCGUGCACGCGACAGUGGCGGCGCGAUCCUCGUGGUGGUCAUUUGUAUUUUCCUAAUGUUUCUUUUCUUUUUUGCCUGCAUCCCCGCUGUUGCUGCUGUUCCGUGCUUGGCUUGUUAUUAUUCACUUAACAUUAAAAACACAAGGCAUUUUG
This is a messenger RNA of Paramacrobiotus metropolitanus, 1687 nucleotides long. RefSeq lists its product as uncharacterized. Lineage: Eukaryota; Metazoa; Tardigrada; Eutardigrada; Parachela; Macrobiotidae. The transcript is spliced from 10 exons. Gene Ontology annotation, molecular function: ATP binding; RNA binding; RNA helicase activity. The record is from RefSeq and is a predicted model, not a curated record. The coding region runs from base 126 to 1337 and encodes 403 amino acids.